Messenger RNA from Anopheles moucheti, 5101 nucleotides. RefSeq lists its product as uncharacterized. NCBI's taxonomy places the organism in Eukaryota, Metazoa, Arthropoda, Insecta, Diptera, Culicidae. Bases 1334 to 4279 code for a protein of 981 amino acids. Gene Ontology annotation, cellular component: plasma membrane; junctional membrane complex; endoplasmic reticulum membrane. The transcript has 9 exons. The record is from RefSeq and is a predicted model, not a curated record.
AUCAAAGUGAGAUCUCGGGACAGAUUCAUCCAUAGUAUUGCAUCUUUCAUAUGUAUGUGUAACGCUGCUCGUAUGUUUGCUUUUAACAUUCAACCUUGUGCGUAUGUUUUGCGAACGGUCGAUCGAGUUGAACAGUUUAGCUGACGUGCAGUAGUUAGCGAUUUCCCGAUUCCCACUUCCGACGGGGAAAUGAUAGUACCACUCGAGCCAAACAUUGAAAACGAACGACCGAUGAAACUUCUAUCGAAACGAAACAUGAAACGAAAUACCAGGUGCAAUUUCCAUACCCAGUACGGAUGUUAGUGCGUGCCAAAAGCGAACAGAAGCAGCCACAAUCGUGCAUAAAACCGAAUUCUCACAACGCGCACCGUGGAUAGCGGAAAACCAGCGCCUCAGUGGGAAGAAAAAAAGUGAGAGUCAAAAAUUGCUCUAAAGAAAAGGACCUGCCACAUACUGAACUCAACAACUUUUCCCAAGAUAUCCGCUACUCGAUCCUGGAGUAAGCAGAAGAAAACCCAAGGAAUAGUGUAGUAAGGAUACUCAAGUGAAGCAGUGAAUUUAAUUUCUCACAUCGAUCCAGUAGUGCCCUCCACAGGGAUCUGAUAUAACCUAGAGUGUGGAUUUGUGCGACAGCUGAGUGUGAUAGUUUUGACGAGGACGGACAGCCAGGCUAGAAAACAACACAGCAGUAACACGUACACGUACCUCACGUUUUGCGUGUGCAUGUGUGGAAAGAUAGAAACGAUACGCACAUUAAGCAUCGUGAGGCCUCGUGAUCUAGGUUAGGUUUUGUCGACGGUAACCAAAAGUGGUAUCCGUACGGCCAUCUCACCCCUCCCCCAAUACGUGCAGACGACGUGUUGCAACCGAACCAGAUCGAGUGACUGUGUGUUUGUUUGGCAUCGGCCAGGAAAUCGCGAUUCAAACACAUUGCAGGUAUCUGGUGCUGUAGUGUGUGGCGCCACCGUCACGAUGAUGAUCAUAUCCGCUACAGACCCGCUAUGAUCCUGUGCGAUUGGAAUCGCGUCAUCUGCCGUCGCAUUAUCGUACAGUUAUUGUGAUGAAUCGACCAGCACCAGUGUUGAUAUAUCAAUACGACGUAGACGAGGACAACGACAACGAGCACAGAGUGUGUUGCAAAUGCGUAGUGGAUCAGCCAACUGCGAUCGAUAGCAGCGCGGUGCAACAUAUAUCAGAUAUUGCUUAUUAUUACGAUUGCGACGACGACGGUGAUUAUCACCAUCACAAUUGGUUGUGGCAGCAUCAUUUGCAGCAGCGGCGGCAGCUUUGGACCACAAGCUGCUCGGUGGUUUAGUACGAAAAGAAAUGAAAGAUGUCGCACGCGGCGGCAAUGCAGGCGGGCGGCAGUUUGGCCGCGACGGCCGCUCGUGCCGAUAGUACACACAUUAGCGGUGGUCGAUACGACUUCGAAGACGGUGGAACAUUCUGUGGUGGCUGGGAAGAUAACAAAGCCCACGGCCACGGAGUUUGUACGGGUCCAAAGAACAAAGGUGCUUAUUCCGGAGCAUGGCAUUACGGUUUCGAGGUAUCGGGGAUAUAUUGUUGGCCAAGUGGCUCAACAUACGAGGGACAUUGGCAAAAUGGCAAAAGACAUGGGCUGGGUAUUGAGGUUAGAGGCAGAUGGGUGUACAGAGGCGAAUGGACGCAAGGUUUCAAGGGCCGGUACGGUGUGCGACAAAGUGCAUCAUCGACAGCCCGGUAUGAGGGAACAUGGGCUAACGGGCUGCAGGAUGGGUACGGUUCGGAAACGUACGCUGAUGGAGGCAGCUACCAAGGACAGUGGCAGCGGGGUAUGCGGCAUGGAUAUGGUGUCCGCACAUCGGCUCCAUUCGGCAUGGCCGCUCGGUUUCGGCCAAAGUCGGUCCGCGUGUCGAUGACCUCGCUGCGGAGUACCGACGGCGGCAAUCAGGCACCAACGCCAGAUCCGGGCGAAAAGCGCAAUCAUCGGAUCGAUGAUGCGCGUGGUGGUUUUGUGUUAAAGGCGAAAUCCGACGAAACACCCGUCCGCCGCAACAGUUUGGUAGAAAAAACGAAGAAAGGACUUUUAUCGGGACUCAAAAUUAGGAAACAAAAAAGUACGGGCGAUUUGGAAAAACGUGGCACAGGCACGGGUAGCAUUCGGUCUACGGCGUCGACCGCAUCCUGGUUGAGUACGGAAUCUUCACAAUCAGGAAUGACAAAUAAGACAAUGCACACGGAUUCCAAUGCAAGCUUUAUAGUAGAGGACGAACAGUUGGAUGCGAGCGUGGUGGAAACGUAUAUGGGCGAGUGGAAGAAUGAUAAGCGAUGUGGAUAUGGUAUUUCGGAGCGUAGCGAUGGAUUAAAGUAUGAAGGAGAGUGGUAUGCAAAUAAGAAGUACGGUUACGGUGUAACUACAUUUAAGGAUGGCACGAAAGAGGAAGGCAAAUACAAGAACAACGUGUUGAUCACGAGUCAGAAGAAAAAGCAUCUAUUCUUGAUCCGUUCGGCCAAGUUCCGCGAACGGAUAGAUGCGGCAGUUGACUCGGCCCAGCGCUCCUCUAAGUACGCACUACAGAAAGCGGACAUUGCGAUAUCGCGCACCGCUACCGCACGCGGCAAAGCCGAACUGGCCGAUGCGGCCGCAGAUGAGGCGCGUUCUGAAUCAGAUCUAGCGAUACGAAUCGCACGUGACUUUGCUCCCGAUUUUAAUCCGUCCCUGCUGGAGCGGUUCGAUCGCUUGCGGCGCAACCGUGUCUACCCACUGCCGGACAGUGUGAAGCUGAAUGAGUUGCCCGGUGGCCGACUCGGUCAGGACGAGUACGGUGCCCACAGCCAGCUACACAACCAUGCCAACAAAAAGGAGUUAGAGCUGGCUAAUAUGAAGAACGCACUGAACAGUCCUUUCGGGAUGAGUGGUGGACAUGCGGGGGCUACCAACCAGCGCAUGUCGAAUUACUAUGACCAAAAAGGACAAAACACAAACAGCUCUAUCAUGGGGGGUCCAAAUGGGCCGAUUGGUGGUGUAAUGCAUCAAACGUCGAUGGCCCACUACGGUUCGUCGAUGGGACCGAGCCACGACCAAGGGCGGCUAAUGGACGAUGGGCUGCAGUCGAUAUAUGGUCGGCAACCGUCCUGCCCGAACUCACAACAGUGCGGUCCCGGUAGUGGUAGUGGUGGUCCUUCUGCCAACUACUACGGAGCGGGUGCAGUUACUAAGUCGGCCACCGGCGGUACACCGUCGAACGAGAAAUUUUCCUACCAACAGUCGAGCUUACAGUUGCGGGACGAACCCACUCUCGGUGGCAUUACGAGCCCAAGACGAACGUCCACGCUGCAGCACGCAAACACGUCGAUGUACAGCGAGUCAGUCAAACAGAUGAACUCUCGUCCAGCUCCAUCGCUCGGGGCGAUCGGUAGCCAAUCAUCGAUAGAUUACUUCGACCAUUACAAGCGACCGCCCAGCAGAGAUGGAUCGGUAGAUCGGUACACGCGUGCCGCUAGUAAGCUGGGCGGUGCAGGCGUCAGUUCACGUCAACCGUCCGUUGAGAAAACGGGACCGGUAUGUAUGACAAAUUCGGGAGGCGUGGAUGGUGGUGAAGUUACCGAACGGAUCGGUACGUUACGACGUGGUUCGCAGAUAAUAUCGGGUCCAGCGACUACCAACGGUUCCAUCCAGGUGAAUAUCGGCAUAGGUAAUGGUAGUGUACGGCCGGGAUCGAGAGCGACUACCCCAUUGCAUCAACACAGCCCGGACAUGUGCCAGCAAUCGCAGCAACCAUUCGAGGACGUUUUGCUUCGGCAACGAACCCUCGGACAGGACAUUAUUCCUUCGCUUACGCAGCCAAAGCGCACCGAAAGUCUUUACCUAUCGAAACCGGCUAUCAACAGUGUUCCGAUGGGCGGUGGAGGUAGCAGUGGUUUCGGUGGAGGAGGCAUGAGAUCGAGAGGAGGUGGAGGUGGAGGUGGAGGAGGAGGCAACGGUAUGGCAACGUUUAGUAGGGAGCCAAAGAGUAUUCCAGUAAAUGCAACUCUACAGAGGAAGAAAUCAUUACCAGACGUACAACAACUACCGUUCUCAACCGGUGUCAUGAGCCGAGAGGAGGUGUCGAUUCUUGGUUCUGCUCGGCGCGAAGAGGUUCGGCGACUGAGAGAUGAGCAGGAACGCUUAAGAGUUAAUCCACUGCUGUAUCUGGUCAGUCCACAAGUGAGGGAUUGGUUCUCGCGUCAGCAACUAGUUAUGUUAGUGCUGAUCGUUAAUAUUGCCUUGGCUAUUUUAUUCUUUAAAAUACUCACAUAGCGUUGGCUCAGUCCAUGUUUGCAUUUCAGCAUGUUUCUAAGAGAGGUGGCACUAUAGAAUAGCCGAGAGCAGAAAUGAGGAUAAUAUUUAAACGAACAUUAUGGGAUAACUCUUGUCGCAGCAGUGUACGCAACCGAGAAAAAAUACAGAUAAAAAAUGUCCUUCAAAUCAAACAAAUCCAAUAAAAUCAAGCUAAUACUCGCACACACACUGAAUAGAAACAUAAACUAAACGCCUAACAUCCACAAUAUACAUAACACCCAGAAGUAAGAGAAAAGAGAGACGAAACUAUUUUCCGCCGGUGCAUCUUUGCGAAAUGCGACCAGUUUCUUUGCAACGUGACUUUCGAAGCCAAAGGCGAAAACGUCGUUGUGGUACACUGAAGUAGCAAAAGUAAAGGAGGAUGACAAAUAUUUCAAGCAAAGUGAUGUUUAACGAGAUGUUUAAGUGAGGCAAUCAAUUAGCGAGCAGCAUCAAGAUGGAAUCAAUAAAAUUGUUUAUCUUUGUGCAUCAAUCAUCAACCUUCGCAAUUACGAUCCAUCCUUUACCUACGUAAAAUAUAUUUAUAAAAUCAAACAAAUGAAACAUACAAUUAAACGUAACACCGAUAUAGAGCUCAGCAGGGGAAGCAGAAAAUCAGACAGACGAAAAGAAAAAUAGAGAGUACGAAAUCCAGCUAAUUACGCCAUUGUGACGAUGUGUGUUUGGUGCAAAAAGAUUGGAUAUGAAAAAAAACGGAAUUAAAAAAAAAAACAAAAAUAAAUAAAAAUACUCCAAAUAAACAAACUUUGCAAACGAAAAUACUGAACCAAACCUUUUCAA